AUGCCUCCCGACAUAUCCAGCAACAUCCGCGUCUUCGUCCGCUGGCGCGACCAGACCGUCUUCGCCGGCGAGGACGUCAAAUGCACCGUAACAUUCAAGAACGUCGCCCCGACACCGAGCCAGCAACGCCAACAGCAGCAAUCCCAACAGCAGCAGAAGCCACAUGGAGAAAGACAACGAUUGGCGGUGCCGCUGCAGGCUCGGGCGAAGGCCAAUGUCGGCCUGGCAGCGCCGCCUCCGACUAACGCGACAAGAGGGCAUCGGAGGUCUGCUUUGUCCCUUAGCGUUUCAUCAACCAAUUCUCAUAGUCGAUCGGGUUCAGUACAAUGGCCACAGGCUACCGGUAGCGGCGGGGAUUGGCGGCCGGGCCACGCACACAAGCGGUCACUGUCCAUUGUAUCGAUUGGGUCGGCGAAUAAUGCAGAGGAUCAUGUUCAGCGGAAUGAAUCCCCAUCAAGGCCGCACCGGCCGCAUCGGGGUCACAGUCGUGCGGCGAGUUUACAAAUCUCAGCACAAGGCGCGACGUCGCCAGGUCCGGGACCACAGUCAGCGCCUUUCUUCCCUCGACAUAUGAGCUCCCCGCUUUUCAAUGCAUCAUAUCCUCCUGAUCGCUUUGGGAGGCUCUCUGGAGCUUCCACUGCGCCGAAUACGCCCGGGCUUGGUGGCCAAAGACGAGCACCGAAAUCACCAGCGAGACGAGAAAUGCCAAACUUUCGAUUCCCUGCAGGCCCUUCAACCAGAAAUUCAGAGGCUGCUAGUCCGAAUCUCAAAUCUCCCGAUGGGCUUCUUAGUCCGAGGCAAGUUAGUCCUCACGAGAGUAACGGCUUGGCCGUGCGGUUAAAGGAGCAGCCGCAACCGCCAAGCGCCGUGGACCGACCAGCGGCAAGGAUUCUGGCGAGCAAUACGAUACCUGGGGGCACACCGCGGAGCAGUGGAGAGUUUUAUUCUAUGAGCAACAAUUCGUCAGAAACUCUGGUAUCUGAAUAUGUGACGCAGCCGCUAGCACGGGGUAAUGGCCGUUCACCACACGCCAGACGGAGCUCUGGAAUGUCGCCGCAGCAGCAGAAAAUGCCAGAGUCAUUAAUGAUGGGUUAUGCCCAAAUCCAAGGGUCCUUCAUUUUGGAUGGUUCGCUAAUUAGUCUUGGUCCUUUCGAGCAAGUGAAGAAGAAGGGUGCAGUAGGCGGACGAGGUGGUGGUGUUGUUGGCCUCGAGCAAACGAAACGAGACACUGGCUUCUUGGGAAGUUUUGGCUGGGGCAACAUUAGCACUUCCCUGGGUUUCCUCGGCGGGGAAGAAUUGAGCACAAUCAAAGAGAUUCGCGGAGCUGUCAAUUCUAAGUCUAUCCCCUUGCUCAGCACGCCUCAGUCUAUCCUGUUUGUCGACUUACAGCUUGCUCCGGGAGAGAGCCGGUCAUACGAGUAUACCUUCCGGCUGCCAAAGGGUUUACCCCCGAGUCACAAAGGCAAAACAAUAAAGAUAUCAUAUAGCCUGGUCAUUGGCACGCAGAGAGCCGGAGGUGCCAAGGAGCAACAAGUCAGGUCUGUCGAGAUUCCAUUUCGAGUAUUGGGCAGUGUCAAUAGCCAUGGUGAAAUUCUUGGUCACGAUCUCAUGAGCCCGUAUAUACUGCUCCGAGAUGCGGCGGAGGUCAAGAGCCUCGGCAAGCAUGUUCGAAUGCACAAAUCAAGGGCCUCAUUUGGUCCUCCAGCAACAAUGAAUGAAUUCCUCAACUACGUGGAUGACUUGGCUUCCAGGCGGCGAGACUCGACGGGAAAUGCACUGCUGUCCCCAACAGAGUCGACUGCCCAAAGACGUCCAUCGACAUAUGAGGAAGUCGGUACGGCCAAAGAAGCCAUCCAUCUAGCAAUCAUGAGAAGCAACAUGGCCGGAGACGGCCAACAAAGCGCCAAUCGUUUUGAAAUUGCACGCAACGGCCAACGAGUUGGCGUAGUAAUGCUCACCCGGCCGGCGUACCGCCUAGGCGAAGUUGUUACCAUGGCCAUUGACUUCACCGACGCCGAUAUACCAUGCUACGCAGUUCACGCAACACUUGAAACAUCAGAAAAGGUAGACUCCUCACUGGCCAUCCGCUCCGAGUCAAGCCUACAGCGAGUUACGCGAAGAGUGUACGUUGCCUCUUCCGAAGCAGCCAUGUACUCGCGCCGCGUCGUCUUCACGCCCACAAUUCCCAUCUCCGCUACCCCAGAAUUCGUCACCACAGGUGUCAAUCUCGAGUGGAAGAUCCGCGUGGAAUUCGUGGUCCCCUACCAGGGAUCGGAUACAACUCAUCUUGGAGAGCUGCAGGUUCCUCAUCCGCUGCUGGAGCAGAUUUCGCAGGAUGAAAAGGGUGGGCUCGUGCUUGUGGCAAUAGAGAAUCUGGCGUGUGAAAGCUUUGAUAUUUCGGUGCCAUUGAGAGUGUAUGGGGCCGUGGGAAGUGGGCUGGAGAGGUUGGAGAGGGAUGAAGCUUCUGAGGAGGGGUUGGUGGUGUAA
This is a messenger RNA of Metarhizium robertsii ARSEF 23, 2487 nucleotides long. RefSeq names its product Rgp1. The transcript has 2 exons. The record is from RefSeq and is a predicted model, not a curated record. Gene Ontology annotation, biological process: retrograde transport, endosome to Golgi. Gene Ontology annotation, cellular component: Ric1-Rgp1 guanyl-nucleotide exchange factor complex; Golgi membrane. Lineage: Eukaryota; Fungi; Ascomycota; Sordariomycetes; Hypocreales; Clavicipitaceae. Bases 1 to 2487 code for a protein of 828 amino acids.